Coffea eugenioides is the source of this 1534-nucleotide messenger RNA. RefSeq names its product hydroxyphenylpyruvate reductase-like. The coding region runs from base 214 to 1269 and encodes 351 amino acids. Gene Ontology annotation, cellular component: cytosol. Gene Ontology annotation, molecular function: NAD binding; hydroxypyruvate reductase [NAD(P)H] activity; glyoxylate reductase (NADPH) activity. The record is from RefSeq and is a predicted model, not a curated record. The transcript is spliced from 2 exons. NCBI's taxonomy places the organism in Eukaryota, Viridiplantae, Streptophyta, Magnoliopsida, Gentianales, Rubiaceae.
GAGAUAUUGCCGAUGUUACGAUCCUCAAAAGGUGUACGCCUUCGAGGUUUGAGCAGGAGAUGGAAGGCUUGAACUUUGCCAGUAUAGCCAAACAACAGCUUGAUUUUGGAAAGUUUAAUUCUCGUCACGUUUUCUUUUGCCUUACAGCAAAAGUCGUCGAAAGUAACUCACGCCUUACAAGUGACGUGAAAAUCAAAAGCACUAGAUAUCCGAAUGCGUUGGCCGUCGUUUUUCCACAGAAGAAGGAGGAAAUUCUCUUCCCCACAAGGCCGCAACCAAAAUCUGCAUAGAGCCCUUCGAAUCCUCAGCGUUGUUUCAUCAAAACUUAUGGAGAACAAGGGCGUGCUAAUGACGUGUCCAAUGUCAUCCUACCUCGAAGAACAACUCCAGAAACGAUUCCGACUCUUGAAGUUAUGGGAUUCCCAAAUGAAAGCUGAUUUCUUGAAACAAAAUUCACAAUUAAUCAGUGCAGUUGUUGGAAACACAGUUUUGGGUGCUGACUCGGAGCUCAUAGACUCUCUUCCUAACUUGGAAAUCGUGUCCAGUAACAGUGUGGGUUUGGACAAAAUCGAUUUAGUGAAGUGCAAAGAAAGAGGGAUUAGAGUCACAAACACCCCUGAUGUGCUUACUGAUGAUGUUGCUGAUUUAGCCAUUGGGUUGGCUUUGGCUACUUUGAGGAAAAUUUCGGUUGCUGAUGGCUUUCUGAGAAAUGGGUUGUGGAAAAAUUCUGAUUUUGGUUUGACUACAAAGUUCAGUGGUAAAUCGGUUGGCAUAAUUGGAUUAGGGAGGAUUGGUUCGGCGAUAGCUAAGAGAGCUAAAGCAUUUGGCUGUCCCAUUGGUUAUCACUCCAGAUCCAGAAAACCAAAUGCAAACUACAAAUACUAUUCUAGUGUCAUUGAUCUGGCUGCUAAUUGCCAAAUCCUGGUAGUUGCCUGUGCUUUGACAGAUGAAACCCGGCACAUUGUCAAUCGGGAGGUAAUUGAUGCACUGGGGCCAAAAGGGAUCCUCAUAAACAUUGGACGAGGUCCGCAUGUUGAUGAAUCUGAGCUCGUCUCUGCUUUGGUUGAAGGCCGGUUAGGUGGGGCUGGGCUUGAUGUAUAUGAAAAUGAGCCUGAGAUACCUGAAAAGCUGUUUCAACUUCAAAAUGUUGUUCUUCUCUCUCAUGUCGGAAGUGAUACUGUUGAAACAUGCAAGGCCAUGGCUGACCUUGUUCUUGCAAACUUGGAAGCACACUUUCUUGGCAAACCACUCUUGACUCCUGUAGUGUGAAAGCUCAUGAUGGUAUAAGUUUUGUCCUGAUCCUUCAAUUUUUUUUAUCAUUGUUUCAGCACUCGGAAUUCUCAUAGAUUCUGGAACUAAUGACUUUGUUAGUUGGCCUGCAUGCUGAAUCUAGACCAAGAACCUUAUUGGUACUUUGAAUAGCAUAUUUUUAUCACUUCUUCUUAGAUCUUAGCAAAUAAUCUACUUUUCCUUUAACUAGUGGUGUAAGGAGACACUGCAUUUCACUUUCUUACACUUUGUAGGUUCAGCAAAA